Molecule: messenger RNA, 2055 nt
Organism: Cynara cardunculus var. scolymus (artichoke)
Lineage: Eukaryota; Viridiplantae; Streptophyta; Magnoliopsida; Asterales; Asteraceae
Product: rhamnogalacturonate lyase-like
Exons: 16
Coding region: 1-2055 (684 amino acids)
Biological process (GO): carbohydrate metabolic process
Molecular function (GO): catalytic activity; carbohydrate binding
Source: RefSeq, a predicted model, not a curated record
AUGGGAAUGGAUACCAGCACCAGCAGCUUCGCGAUGAUCCAUUUGGGCGUUUUUAUUCUCCUUCCAUGUCUCAUGGCUACUUCUUCCCAUGACCCCACCAGAUGGGAUUUAGGCAAGGAGAAGUCAUCCCCGCCACUUCGGCUGCUUACACCCAAUUCCCAUCAUGUUAUAUUAGAUAACGGACUUCUGAAGCUUAAACUAUCAACUCCAGCAGGAAUGAUCGUCGCCAUACAUUAUAAUGGCACUCCAAAUUUAUUGGAAUCUGGACUCAAAGAAUCACAAAGAGGGUACUGGGAUCUUGUUUGGAGCAGGUGGCAUGAUCGUCAUAGCGUUUUUGACGUGAUUCAUGGAACAAGUUUUGACCUGAUAUCAAAAGAUGAAAACCAUAUCGAGGUUUCAUUUCUAAAAACAUGGAAAUAUGACAACAAGGAUGAUCCUCCUAUAAAAGUCGACAAAAGGUAUGUAAUGCUAAGAGGAUGUUCGGGUUUUUAUUCGUAUGCAAUAUACCAACACUUGGAAGAGUGGCCGGAUAUCGAUAUUGAGCAAACAAGGCUGGCAUUCAAGCUUGACAAGACUUUGUUUAAUUACAUGGCUAUAUCAGACGAUAGACAAAGGAUGAUGCCAACAGGGAAGGAGCGUGCAAAAGGUCGGAAACUGGACUACCCUGAAGCAGUUCGAUUGCCAAAUAACUUGUCUAAUCCACUUCUUAGAGGAGAGGUUGACGACAAGUACCAGUAUUCAGCUAGCGUCAAGGACAGCCACAUACAUGGGUGGAUUAGUGGCAAACUACGUAUAGGAUUUUGGUUGAUCACGCCGAGUAGCGAGUUUCGUGCUGGCGGGCCGCUCAAGCAAGAGCUUACAUCACAUGUCGGCCCAACCACACUUUCUACGUUUUUCAGUUGUCAUUACACGGGUUCGACUUUGGCUAUAAAACUAAAAUAUGGAGAGUACUGGAAGAAAGUUUAUGGUCCAGUUUUUGUCUACUUAAACUCAGGUUCAGUCGGUGAUGACUAUCGAUCACUGUGGGAUGAAGCAAAGAAGCAGGCAUCUAUAGAAAGGAGAACCUGGCCAUACGAUUUCCCCCGAUCACAAGACUAUCCUCAUGCUUAUCAAAGGGGUACCGUCAUUGGUAGAAUGCUAGUUCAAGACAGGUAUGUGAGCAAAGAAGCUCUCAUAGUAGGAAAUGAUGCUUAUGUUGGCCUAGCUCCAGAAGGAGAAGCAGGAUCAUGGCAAAAAAACUCAAAGGGAUAUCAGUUUUGGAACCAAAGCGAUGACGAUGGAUAUUUUGUAAUUCGGGGAAUCCGAUCGGGGAGCUACAAUUUGUACUACUGGAUUCCUGGAUUUAUUGGCGAUUCGAAAUAUAGUUAUACAAUUCACAUAUCAGAAGGAGACUUCAUUAAGCUAGGUGAUGUCGUAUAUGAGGCACCAAGAAACGGUCCAACCCUCUGGGAAAUAGGCAUUCCUGAUCGCACUGCUGCUGAGUUUUACGUGCCAGAUCCUUAUCCAAAUCUAGUGAAUCAUUUAUUCAUGAAUCACACUAAUGAUAGGUUUAGGCAAUAUGGAUUGUGGGAUCGUUAUACAGAUUUAUACCCUGAAAAUGAUCUUGUCUACAACGUUGGUGCUAGUGAUUACAGGAAAGACUGGUUCUUUGCUCAUGUUAACAGAAAACUAGAAGACGGUAGCUACGGCGCAACUACAUGGAGAAUUGUAUUCAAUCUAACAAACGUUUCCAAUGGAUCCUAUACUCUUUGGCUGGCGCUGGCAACCGCCAAUGGAGCCAGCAUCAAGGUUAACUUUAACGAACAGCCGAACCCGAGAUGGUUGAGCUUCCGAACAGGAUUAAUUGGGAGGGACAACGCGAUUGCAAGACACGGAAUUCAUGGUUUCUACAGAUUGUAUAGCUUCAAUGUACCAAGUUUCUUGCUUGGUAAGGGGGCCAACGUCAUAUCCUUACACCAAGAGAAUGGCAGGGGCAAGUUUUAUGGAGUAAUGUAUGAUUACAUCCGUUUCGAAGGCCCUCCUGAAAUAGACCUAAUUUUCAAUUUAAAAAACUAG